Molecule: messenger RNA, 3888 nt
Organism: Bubalus bubalis (water buffalo)
Lineage: Eukaryota; Metazoa; Chordata; Mammalia; Artiodactyla; Bovidae
Gene: TMEM8B
Product: transmembrane protein 8B
Exons: 13
Coding region: 13-2805 (930 amino acids)
Cellular component (GO): plasma membrane
Source: RefSeq, a predicted model, not a curated record
CCGCCCCGGGCCAUGGCUCAGCCCUUGUCCCGGCCCCUUGUCCUAUCCCGUUCUGGGUCUUGGCCCCCGACCCCGCCCUCGCCCCGCUUCCCAAAUCGGUUCCAGUUCCCGCCUGGGUCCCAGCGAAUGCCCAGAUCCAGGUUCCAGCUCAGGCGCCCCCUCCAGUCCCUGACCUGGGCCCCAUCCCAGCCCCUGGCCCUGUUUCACCUCUUUCCCCAAAUGCCAGCCCGGCCCCUGUGCCAACCCCAUUCUCAAAAUUUGCUUAAGCCCGGGUCCCAACGCCUGCCCUUUUUCCAGUCCCCAUCACAGCCCCUCCUUCCAUCACACCCCCUACCCUUGCAUAAGUCCCUGUGUCCAGCCCAGCCCAACUCUUUAUCCCCGUCUGUGCCCUCAUCUCUGUGUUUACCCAAGUCUCUCCCACUGCCCACCUCUCACUCUCAUACCCCGCCCCUCUACCAGCCUCGACUCAGGUCUGGGCUCCAGCUGCCGUCAGCCUUACUGCUGCUGUUGCUGUUGUCUGUCCUUGGCCCAGGGGCUGGAGGCCUCUUCCUGACUGACUACUCCACCUGCUCACCCCGCAAGCUGAGUCCCUUCCGCUCCUUUGCCAGCACCGAGCUCUUCCACUUCCAUGUGCCUGAAGACACGUUCCUGGCUGUGUGGAAUCUCAUCAUCUUCAAAGAGCAGGGAGGGACCUUUGGGGACCACUGCCCAGACCAAAGUGUGACCGUGUAUUUCCGGUCUGGGGCACCCCCUGUCAUCAAUCCCCUGCACACACACUUCCCAGGGGACACAGCUGUGCCUGGGGUUUUCUCACUGACUCUCAGCUGGACACUGCCCAACCGCACCUCCGGCAUCUUUAACGUCAGCAGCCCCUUACCUGGGGACUGGUUCUUGGCUGCCCACCUUCCCCAGGCCCAUGGCCACAUCUCUGUCAAGGGUCUCCAGGAUGAGUGUCAGUACCUCCUCCAGCCGCAGCUGAUUGUUCGGCGUCUGCUGGACGUGGCCGUGCUGGUACCUGGGAGACCCUCUGAGCAGACCCUCUCUGCCCACAAUCGCUCAGCCCUGUACAAGGUCUUCGUGCCCAGCUUCACUUACAGGGUUUCAGCACAGCUGGUGUGUGUGGGGGGCCGUGGGGCAUCCGCCUGCCCCCUGACACUGCGCCUACGUCCCAAGGCCCCACCCCUGCACAACUCAAGCUCUGUGGCCUGUGGAGGAGCCUCGGUAUGCCAGCUGGAGCUGGCACUGCCCCCCUGGGGGCACUGGGUCUACGUGCGCGUGGAGACACCAUCCCGGGGCCCCGGCAGGACCGUCCGCUUCCAGCUGUGCGUGUGGCUGCAAGAGUGCCCACAGCCCAGCCUAUCCCGUGCCCUGGUCCCUGGAGCUGCUAUGAACAUGCCCCAGUCACUGGGCAACCAGCCGCUGCCCCCAGAGCCACCAUCCCUCAGGACCCCUGCCGAGGGGCCUGGGGCCACAUCCCCACCUGAGCACUGCUGGCCGGUACGCCCGACGCUGCGCAAUGAACUGGACACCUUCUCCGUCCACUUCUACAUCUUCUUUGGCCCCAGCGUGGCCCUCCCUCCCGAGCGCCCGGCCGUGUUUGCCCUGAGGCUGCUGCCAGUGCUGGACAGCGGAGGUGUGCUCAGCCUGGAGCUCCAGCUCAACGCGAGCUCCCUGCACCAGGAAAAUGUGACAGUGUUUGGAUGCCUGACUCAUGAGGUGCCCUUGAGCCUGGGGGAUGCCGCAGUGACCUGUUCCAAAGAGUCCCUGGCCGGCUUCCUGCUCACGGUCAGUGCCUCCUCCAGAGUGGCCAGGCUGAGAAUCCCGUUUCCGCAGACGGGGACCUGGUUCCUGACCUUGCGCUCCCUGUGUGGGGUGGGGCCUCGGUUCGUGCGAUGCCUAAACGCGACCGCGGAGGUGCGGCUGCGAACUUUCCUGUCCCCGUGUGUAGAUGACUGCGGGCCCUAUGGCCAGUGCAAGCUGCUGCGCACGCACAACUACCUGUACGCGGCCUGCGAGUGCAAGGCCGGAUGGAGGGGCUGGGGCUGCACGGACAGUGCGGACGCGCUCACCUACGGGUUCCAGCUGCUGUCCACACUACUGCUCUGCCUGAGCAACCUCAUGUUUUUGCCACCCGUGGUCCUGGCCAUUCGGAGCCGAUAUGUGCUGGAAGCGGCUGUCUACACCUUCACCAUGUUCUUCUCCACGUUCUACCAUGCCUGUGACCAGCCUGGCAUUGUGGUUUUCUGCAUCAUGGACUAUGAUGUGCUGCAGUUCUGUGACUUCCUGGGCUCCUUAAUGUCCGUGUGGGUCACUGUCAUUGCCAUGGCUCGCUUACAGCCUGUGGUCAAGCAGGUGCUAUACUUGCUGGGGGCGAUGCUGCUGUCCAUGGCUCUGCAGCUUGACCGGCAUGGACUCUGGAACCUGCUUGGACCGAGUCUCUUUGCUCUGGGGAUCUUGGCCACAGCCUGGACAGUACGCAGCGUCCGCCGCCGGCACUGCUACCCGCCCACAUGGCGCCGCUGGCUCUUCUGUCUGUGCCCGGGCAGCCUCAUCGCAGGCAGUGCCAUCCUGCUGUAUGCUUUUGUGGAGACCCGAGACAACUACUUCUACAUUCACAGCAUCUGGCACAUGCUCAUCGCUGGCAGUGUGGGCUUCCUGCUGCCCCCUCGUGCCAAGACUGACCACCGGGUCCCCUCCGGAGCCCGGGCUCGGGGCUGCGGGUACCAGCUGUGCAUCAAUGAGCAGGAGGAGCUGGGCCUUGUGGGCCCGGGAGGGGCCACUGUCAGCAGCAUCUGUGCCAGCUGAGAGGGGCUUAGGGCCGGCCCUGGGAGAACUGGAACCCUUCCUCAGGGCACAGAGCCCUUCCUGGGGUUCCUCCUGGGAGCAUGGAGCCCUCUCAGGGCUAAGAGACAAGUUGUGUUUCUUGAGGACAUGGAGUCUUUCUUAAGGACAUGGAACUCGUCUGCGGACCUGGCAACUUCCUGAGGGCCAGGAGACCUCCAGCAUCUUCAGGACUGGAGCCUGUGCAGGGCCACCAAGCACCCUCAGGACUGAGGGGUCCUGCCCAGGGUGUGGAACCUGCUGAGGACAUGGAGACAGAGCCCUAACAGGACACAGCUUUGUCCCUAAGGAGAUGGAAUCCAUCUUGGGGAAGCUGAGUCCCCUGUCUCCCAGCAGCUCAGCCUCUUUGGCCUUGGCUUCCUUCCCGGGGGCAGUGUCAGGGCCGUGCUGCACUGCGAGGGGGUGCAGGACAGGCAGGGUGGGGACUGGGCUGGGGGCGCUAGUACCCUGGCGUGAUACAGGUGGAGUCUGGUGUGUCUCCAAUGAAGAAUUUCCUGGUUCUGUGCUGCCCUUUUUCCCAUGGGCAAGGGUGUGGGGAAGAGGAGGGAGAGAUGGACCCUGAGGAGAGGGGCAUGGGUGACACGGCCCAGCUGGCAUGAGCUGCUGGAGCAGCUUCCUGAGGCUUUUGCCCUAUUGGGUCAGGCUGCAGCAGCUUGGAGUACAGAGUUGUGAGUGUGUGUGUGUACUUGAUGAGAUGAUGCAAAUCAGUGAAACAGACCUCCUUUGUGGUGCCCACACCCAACAGGGAAGGAAGCUGAGGGCUCAGGAGAUGGGAUGAGCUGGUACGAAUCUCAGAUGUGCAAGAUAUAUCACAAGAUUGUAGCUCCUUUUUCAACCCCCAUUUUGCCCCUGUGCCAGAAACAUAAUCUUUUGUCAUUUUGGAUAUUCUUCUCUUUCCACAAAGGUCACAGCCAAGUCCCAAGGGUUUUGUAUAAUGCUGAGAUGUGGAAAGGGUGUCCUCUCUGGUCAGAAGUGUCCAUAUCCCAUACAUCCCCUGAGAUUUCAUCCCCCAUCUGAUCCCCAGCCAGUAAAGUUUUCAGAACACUA